ACAUCCUGUGCAUCUGCCUGGCCUGCUGGGCUCUGCCUCCAUCCAGCUGCUCCUCGCCCGCCCGCCCGCCUGGUAGACUCUGCUAUGCCAUCUACACUCCCUUCCCUGCUCUGCCUUGGACUGUAUCUGAGCCUGAGGGCCGGCGCCCAGAACCAGACCCUCUCAAAGCCCCUCAUCUGGGCCAAACCCAGUUUCAUGGUUCCAAACGGGGCGUCGGUGUUCGUCUGGUGCCAGGGAACUCACAGGGCCAUUGAGUACCAGCUGCAUUUUAAGGGACUCUUCACCUUGGAGAGACCGAACGACCCUGGGCUGACGAACAAAGUCAAGUUCUCCAUCCAGCCCAUGACCUCCUCCACUGCAGGGCAGUACACAUGCUUCUACCGAACUGGGGAGCUCUGGUCAGAGCCUAGUGACCCUCUGGACCUGGUGAUAACAGGAAUGUAUGACAGGCCCACCCUCUCCGUUCACCCUGGGCCCGAGGUGCUCCCAGGAGAGAACGUGACCUUCUCUUGCCACCUAGAGACGGCAACGACCACGUUCUUUCUGCAUAAGGAGGGGACGGCCAGCCGCCCGUGGCGCAGAGUCGGCAACAGUCCAGCAGCGUUCUCCAUGGGCCCCGUGACCCCAGCCCACAGGGGGACGUACAGGUGUUUCGGUUCCUAUAACGAGCACAUGUGGUCUUUCCCCAGCGAGCCUGUGACGCUCCUGGUCACAGGAGAUGCCGGGGUCGCUGACCUGGCAUCCACAGGACAGCCCUCUUCCCCAGACUCUUGGGAACUCCACUUGUCAACCACAAAGAAGGGGCUCCGGAAAGAUCUGAUCCCCUGGGAUUACACGGCGGAGAACCUCUUUCGGGUCGGCCUGGGCCUCCUGGUCCUGGUGGCCCUUAUGUGCCUCCUGGCCCACACCCGGCUUUUGAGGAAGAAGACAAAAAGGGCCUCAAGUCAGGAACGCAGGAGAAGGUACAGAUGGCAAGGAGCCCUGGACGAAUGACCGAGAGAUGCGGUGGCCAUAGGUGAAGCUGAAUGCUGACCUUGACCUUGAGCUGGGUGACCUCUAUGUUGGAAGGAAACCAGGGGACAACUGCGUGGAGUUUGAUGAACCCAGGCAGGAGGAGGGAUGAAGAGGCUAAAUGUCUUCUGCAGGCAGAUCCCGCUGUCUCUUCUAGGUUCUCAGUAUUUUGUUGUUGUUGUUGAAUGUAUUGGGGUGACAUUGGUUAAUAAAAUUACACGGGUUUCAGGGGUACAAUUCAAUAGUACAUUGCAUUGUGUUUUCAUCACCCUAAGUCAAGUCUCCUUCAUCACAUUUGUCCCUCCUUUACCCUUGCCUAACUUCCCCCACGCCAACCCCACUCCCUUUCGGUCUGGUAAUCACCAUACUGUUGUCAAUGUCUGUAAGGUUUUUGUUGUUGUUGUUAUUGUUUUGCUUAAUCCCUUCACCUUUUUCACCCAGCCCCACAACCACCCUCCCCAUUGACAGCUGUCAGCUUGUCCUCUAUCAAUGAGUCUGUGGAAUAUUACUUAGCUGUUAAAAAAAUAGAACAUCUGCUAUGGCGGGAGGGCUCAGUUGGUUGGAGUGUCUUCCCAUACACUAGAACAGCGGUUCUCAACCUGUGGGUCGCGACC
Messenger RNA from Myotis myotis, 1625 nucleotides. Its product is annotated as natural cytotoxicity triggering receptor 1-like. The coding region runs from base 85 to 993 and encodes 302 amino acids. The record is from RefSeq and is a predicted model, not a curated record. Lineage: Eukaryota; Metazoa; Chordata; Mammalia; Chiroptera; Vespertilionidae. The transcript has 7 exons.